Messenger RNA from Triticum dicoccoides, 1550 nucleotides. RefSeq names its product probable CCR4-associated factor 1 homolog 11. Gene Ontology annotation, molecular function: poly(A)-specific ribonuclease activity; nucleic acid binding. The record is from RefSeq and is a predicted model, not a curated record. Gene Ontology annotation, cellular component: CCR4-NOT complex. Lineage: Eukaryota; Viridiplantae; Streptophyta; Magnoliopsida; Poales; Poaceae. The transcript has a single exon. The coding region runs from base 63 to 968 and encodes 301 amino acids.
CGCCUAGCUAACACCAACGCAGAGCUACAGGCUUCUCCUGUUGAUCAGAGGCAUCGAUCGGCAUGAACCCGGCCGCCGCUAUGUUCCCAAUGUUUCCACCGCCACCGCCGCUACCUUUCCACUACGCGUUCCCCAUGCAGCCCCCGCCGUACUUCUACCAUGCACCUAUGUCGCCGGUUUGGCCGUCGUCCGCGGUCCCGGUGCGCUCCGUGUGGGCGUCCAAUUUCAAGCAUGAAUCGGCCAACCUCCGCCACGUCGCCAGCAGAGCCCAGUACGUCGCCGUCAACGUGCACUACCCGGGCGUCGUCCACCACCCCAGCCAGGACCACAACGCCCUCACCGUGGAGGAGCGCUACGCCCUCGUGAAGGCCAACGUUGACGACCUUAAGCCGCUGCAGGUCGGCAUCGCGCUCUACGACAGCGACGGCGGGUACCUCGACGCCUGGGAGUUCAACCUCCGCGACUUCCGCCCCCAGGCCGACCCGCACGACGAGAACUCCCUCGCGUACCUCGCCGGCCGCGGCCUCGACGUCGGCGCGCUCCGCGACCACGGCGUCAGCGCCGACAUGCUAGACAAGAAGCUGUUUGAAUCCGGCCUGGUCGGCGCUCGGCGUGGGCGGUCGCGGAGUUGGAUCACGUACGCUGGGGCCUACCAUGUCGCAUACCUGCUCAAAAUUGUCACCGGCGGCGCCCCGCUGCCGCGAGACGUGGCCGGGUUCAACGGCGCCGUGCGGCGUUACCUCGGCGACCAGGUCUAUGAUGUGGCCACGAUGGCGGCCGGCUGCCCGGCCAUGCCACUGGGGUUGGAGCACAUCGCCGAUUACCUCGGCUUCCAUCCGCCGCUGGGGAGCCCUCGCCUCGCAGCUGCCGCCGGCGUGCGCGCGCUGCAGGUCUUCAUGCGACUGAAGUACGGAGAGCUCGGCGGCGACGUGCGGAGAUACCGGGGUCUUCUUAAAGGCCUGCACUAGCUAGGUCGAUCUCACACCAACAAUGCUGAGCCGAGAACUCGAAGCUCGUGCAAAGAAGAUUGUUGCUGACCAGCUGCGUCCAUGGUAGCUCUGAUCAAGUCCUUUGAAGUCCCAAGUCCGAAGAAUCCCGUUUCAAACAAGUAUUGGAUUGAAGGUUACUACAGUUUUAAAGUUCUAAUAUCAGUUUUCUCAACAAAAAAAACAAGUAUUGGAUUUUCUGUUUCAAUGAAGUCCGAAAAUUCUGUUUCAGUAAAGUUUCAUAGUUUUCAAAAAGAAAAAUCAUGCAUCAGGUAGCAAGGAAGUACCGAGAGUUCGGCGGCCACGUGGAGAGGUAUCGAGGUGUUCUUCAAGGCAUCCACUAGGUUGAUCUGACACCAACAAUGCUGAGUCGAGAAUCCAAAUUUCGUGCAAGCAAGACUGAUGAAGCUCUCUUAUCAAGUUCUUGAAAUCUGAAGAAUUAGUAGGAGUACUACGCUUUUGAAGUUCAAGUAUUAGACUUUGUUUUUUAGUAACUCUUCAUAAUAACUAGAGGGUGACGCGGGCUUUGCUGCGCCGCCCUACAAUCCUGAGUCAAAAACUCAA